Messenger RNA from Homalodisca vitripennis (glassy-winged sharpshooter), 1424 nucleotides. RefSeq names its product rab3 GTPase-activating protein catalytic subunit-like. Gene Ontology annotation, biological process: positive regulation of GTPase activity. The transcript is spliced from 9 exons. Lineage: Eukaryota; Metazoa; Arthropoda; Insecta; Hemiptera; Cicadellidae. Bases 66 to 1340 code for a protein of 424 amino acids. Gene Ontology annotation, molecular function: GTPase activator activity. The record is from RefSeq and is a predicted model, not a curated record.
UUAUUUUCAGAGUGGUCAGAGUCUUCCCAGACUCCAAGACUUGUCUGCUGAACCAAAAACUUCAGAUGUUGAACUGCUGUGUGGAGACUAAGACGAAACGUGAAAAUGCUUUAUUGUCUUCUAGCACAGAUGAUUUACUUACAGAUGAUUCUGAAGAUGAUGAGGAGGAGUUUUUCGACUGUGAGGCUGAGGCAGAGGAGUUUAUGGCAGCAGGAGAUGUGCCACAUAGGCGCAGACCGAAGCAUUCUCUGUGGAACAAACCUGUUGGCCGCUAUAAGCGCUGUGAGAACCUGCGACUUCUGCAGACUGGAGAGUACUUGUAUAUUCCAGUCACUCAGGACCCUACACCCAAGACGGAAGACCAGUUGGAGGAAGAUGAGAGAGUGAUGCUGCAGCUCGGCACGGACGCGCAAGGCAUGGAGCUGCGGACUCGAAUGAUGAGCGCCUCAUUACUCUCUGAUAUGGAGUCUUUUAAGGCUGCCAAUCCUGGUGCUGAACUGGAAGACUUCAUUCGAUGGUAUUCUCCACGUGACUGGGUAGAAGAAGAAGAGGUCGACGAGUUUAAUCAGAAAAAAGGGCAUCUUAGUCCUAGAAUGCAACUCCCUGGGAACAUGUGGGUGGAGGUAUGGACAGCCGCCAAGCCAGUGCCUGCGAGACGACAGAAGAGGUUGUUUGAUGAUACGAGGGAGGCGGAGAAGGUGCUGCACUAUCUGGAGGCCAAGCAGCCACGUGAGGUGGCGUUAAUGCUGGUGUCGACGCUGACACAUGCCUCAGUGGCAACUCUGGCUCACCACGCAGCACCCAUCGAGGUGCCGGGGCUGGAACCGGCUGUGCGCCACAUUGCGGGCAAGGCUGAACUGCUGUCUCGUGCGCCAAUAUCAGAUAUGCGUAGAUACGAGGAGCUGGCCAUGGAGCUUGCGUGGGCGGAGUGUGUCGUAGCUCAGGUGGCCUCGCUGGAACACAAGCUGUGUCCUGGUGCUGGUCAGACUCAGGAGAUGAGAAAGUUCCUCGCGGCUCUGGUCACGCAGCCUGAAGCUCUGGUGCCGGGAGGUCCACGGGGAGACAUAGCUUCCCGCAUCCGAGCCAUGUUUUCUGAGGCCCAUAAGGCUUCCCAGAUGAUAUCGGACAACGACCCUUCAUCGCACAUCACGACUGAACCGUGGAGUCCCAUCUCGUCUUCGGUAUUCCCUCCAGCUUCGGAGCGCGAGUUUAUUCUCAGAGUGUUGGCUCCUCGGCCUGCUCCGACUUCCCUCAUCACCCCACACCGUCUUUCUGUCCGCUUGCGCAAAGAUGAGAUCAUAAUGGCCGGCUGCUUCUCGCAAGAUACUACAUUCCAGUAGAUUUGUCCUCGGCACUCGUUAAGUUUGCUCAUUUUAUACGAUAAUUUGUUGGAAUUUAUCUAAUAAAGUAUAUUGGCUUGGUUG